This is a messenger RNA of Stegodyphus dumicola, 3530 nucleotides long. RefSeq names its product cell adhesion molecule Dscam1-like. Lineage: Eukaryota; Metazoa; Arthropoda; Arachnida; Araneae; Eresidae. Gene Ontology annotation, biological process: central nervous system development; homophilic cell-cell adhesion; dendrite self-avoidance. Gene Ontology annotation, molecular function: cell-cell adhesion mediator activity. Gene Ontology annotation, cellular component: plasma membrane; axon. The record is from RefSeq and is a predicted model, not a curated record.
AUGAAGAAUCUAAAGACACGAGCUAUGUUAGAAAAGUCCGAAUACGGGGAACCUCAUGCAUCAACUCUACCUAGAGUAACGUUUCAUCAACUCCAAGUGCGAACUGAAGAAGGUGCUUCCGCCCAACUACCAUGCGUAGCUCAAGGAAGUCCUCCGCCCUCAUACAGAUGGAUGAAAGAUAUAAAUGGAGUUCUAAGACUUGUGAAAGAGGACGGGAGAAUAUGGAUUAGCCAAGGUAUUUUGAAUAUAAAGAAAGUUAUACAUUCGGAUGGAGGCAAAUACCAGUGCAUUAUUCGGAACAGUAUUGGAGAAAAAAGAAUUGAGAGUGCUCUAAUAGUUACAGCUCCUUUGGCUGUUCAUCUCCGACCUCCACAUCAAGUGCUGAACAUCGGCCAAGAGGCCACAUUCAAUUGUAACGUUACCGGAUAUCCCGUUCAUUCAGUCACGUGGAGGAAAGACCAACGUCAGCUGGCUGCUUCUAGUCGAGUGCGACUCCUGUCACGCGAUGUACUGCACAUCACAUCAGUUAGAAGGGAAGACAGAGGAAUGUACCAGUGUUUCGUUUAUAAUGAAGCCGAUGCAGCGCAGGGAACGGCAGAACUCAAGAUAUCAGAUGUAGCACCAACGCUAAUCUCAGUAUUUCCCGAACACACUGCCCAUUCGGGAGAAGCGAUAUCCCUGAAAUGUAUAUCUACAGGAAAUCCAGUUCCACGAGUCACGUGGUAUUUGGACGGAUCCGUGAUUGGUCAGAGCCCCCGUAUCACAGCUGGGGAUUACGUCAGCGAGCUUGGACAUGUGGUUAGCUUCCUGAAUAUCAGUGAAACACGAGUGGAGGACAGUGGCGAAUAUCAAUGUCACGUGAGCAAUGAUGUUGGGUCUGUCCAUCAUGCUAGUCGACUCAAUAUCUAUGGCCCACCAUUUGUAAGACGCAUGCCAAAUGUGACUGCCAUUUCAGGAGAGGAAUUGAUCAUUAGAUGCCCUUAUGGAGGUCAUCCGAUUAAAGGAAUCCGAUGGCUCAAAGGUGGAAUUCUGCUGCCUCUUAACCAUCGCCAAAAGAUAAAUCAUGGUGGUAGUUUGACUAUCCAAAGUGUUGAACCAGAAGCAGAUAAAGGAGAAUACACAUGUGUGGUCAGAGACAGUGAAGGAGAGACUGCAUCAUCAUCUACAUACGUAUCAGUUGUUGUUUCUCCUGUUAUUGAACCCCAUUUCUUCAGAGAAAGUGUUACAGUCGAUGAAGGUUCGAGGACCAAACUCAUGUGUGUUGUCACGAAAGGUGAUCAACCGUUGCGGUUUCACUGGUUGAAGAAUGGCCUACCAUUUUUAGCACACGGUGACACAACAGUGCAAACAUUCGAGGAUUCAUCCAUAGUGACUUUCAAGAAAGUUGCAUCUGGAGACAGAGGUCAUUACACUUGUGUUGCAGCGAACAUGGCAGCUUCCACUAACUUGACUAUGCAAUUAAUUGUGAAUGUUCCGCCUCAAUGGACAGUGGAGCCACGGAAUACAUCUGUGAUCUUGGGUAAUACAGUGUGGAUGGACUGCGCUGCUGUUGGGUUUCCUGCUCCAAACAUACUCUGGAAAAAAAUGAUUUUUACAGAAAGCACAGCUGGAGACUUUACUUACGUUCAUUCCAGUCCUCGGGCUCAUCGUUACAACAACGGUACGUUGGUACUAUCCGACGUGGAAGAAAAUGAUGCAGGGUCCUACUUAUGCCAAGCAAGCAAUAGCAUUGGUGCCGGACUCAGCAAAAUCAUCACGUUACAAGUCUUAGUUCCUCCGCGAUUUAAGGAUCCAUUCCAGACCAAAACAGUCACCGAAGGAAUAGGAUUGACGCUUACCUGUACUGCUGUAGGUGAUGAGCCGAUUGUCAUCAAAUGGCUAAAGAAUAAAUCUCUGAUAGACGCUAAGAAGUUAACAAGAUAUUCUAUUAGAGAUACCGCUUCAAAAAUGGAAACAACUUCAGAGCUACAUAUAGCUACGUCAUCUCGAAAUGACACAGGAAUGUACACAUGCGCUGCAGUUAGUGAAAUUGGUGCGGAUGAAGCUGGAAUAAAAUUAAUUGUACAAGGAAAGCCAGAUGCUCCAUCUAAUGUGUCCGUUAUCAACGUGACAAGCAGAUCUAUAAGUCUUCAGUGGGAAGUGCUGGACAAUGGAAAUAGUCACAUUACUGGCAGCAUUGUCCAGUAUCAAACAUUCUCAGACAAAAAUUGGAAUGGUCAAACUUCUCAACUGAUUGUGUCAAGUGCAGAUACAAGUGCUACUCUACGUGGGUUAGUACCUGUCACAACGUAUUAUGUAAGAAUUAUAGCUGAAAAUGCUCUUGGUAGAAGUCAACCAAGUGAUGUAUUAGAAAUAACAACGGAAGAAGAAGCUCCAUCAGGUGCUCCAACUGAAGUACAUGUACAUUCAACUGGUGCUCAAUCAAUGAAAGUCACCUGGAAACCGCCACCUGAAGAGACUAGAAACGGAGUCAUCAAGGGCUAUUAUGUUGGCUACAAGAUGUCUGCGAGCCAAGAACCUUAUACUUUUAAAAAAUUUGAGAAAGCUCAAGAACAGCUGUCGACAUACAUUACGGGCCUUCAGCCUUUUACACAAUACGACAUUGUUAUCAAAGCUUUCAACUCUGCUGGAGCCGGUCCAGAAUCUACGAAGAUCAUUGGAAAAACAUUAGAGACAGCUCCACCAACGUCGCCAGUAGUUCAGAUAAUUUCAACAACUUCGUCUUCAAUUGAUUUUAAAUGGGAGAAAGACGCUAAAGACAAAUCUGCAAUUACAGAAUACACUCUGCAUUAUAAAACUGACGAUGGAGAAUGGCAACAGCAGCGGCUAGGUAGUAGGCAAGACCAUUACACCCUCAAUGGUGUUCGAUGUGGCACUCGUUACCACUUAUACAUGACAGCUUCUAACAGUCUAGGAACAGGAGAACCAAGCAAAUCUGUUUCGGCUCGAACUUUAGGAGCAGCUCCUAUGUCACCUCAUGAAUCAGCCUUCCUCCAACCCAAUUCGACCUCAGUGACUUUGAAUCUUAGAGCCUGGCAAAGCGGUGGUUGCCCCAUCCGACAUUUUGUUGUGCAGCAUCGCCCUAAAUACCAGAACCAAUGGACUACUGUAUCCGAGAAAUUGGAUAUGCCGAGGGACUUUUAUGUGGUCCGGCAUCUUUCGCCGGACAGAGAAUACGUCGUCAUGGUAACCGCUCACAGUGAUGCAGGACUCACGCAAGGGGAAUAUUUGUUCCGGACGUUACCUGCAUCAGCAAUAGUGCCAACUUCUUCUCCUGCCUUCGGCAAACGAGAAACGGAUUUGCCUUUCUACAAGAAUGUGACGCUUGUAAUACCAAUUGUAGUUUCAUCUUUGGUGCUUGUCAUCGUUAUUUUUAUCGUUAUAGUUUGUCUCCGAAAGCAUUCCGAAGAUAGAGAAGGAAGAUUAGAUUAUGAAAAUAGGAAAGAUGCGUUAAUGAUGAGCGAUAUGAACAAACAACUCAACAUCAAAUCAUCGAAACCAUCUCAUUAUUCUUGUCCUGCAGGUGAGUU